AAGAGUUACAGUGAAAGUGGGCCUUUAACUCGGCACAUGAGAAUUCACACAGGUGAGAAGCCUUUCUCUUGUGGGUCGUGUGGAAAACGUUUCCGUCAAAAAUGUCAUUUAAAUGUUCACAUGAGAAUUCACACAGGUGAGAAGCCCUUCUCAUGUGAGACCUGUGGAAAGACUUACAGUGAACGAGCGACUUUAACUUAUCACAUGAGAAUUCACACAGGUGAGAAGCCUUUCUCUUGUGGAUCCUGUGGAAAGAGUUUCUCUCGAAAGGACUCUCUAAAUGUCCACAUGAUAACUCACACAGAUGAGAAGCCUUUCUCUUGUGGGUCUUGUGGAAGAGGUUUCUCCCUAAAAACUAAUUUAAAUGUUCACAUGAGAAUUCACACAGGUGAGAAGCCUUUCUAUUGUGGGUCUUGUGGAAGAAGUUUCUCUUGCAAAGAUUAUUUAAAUGUUCAUAUGAAAAUUCACAAUGGUGAGAGGCCUUUCUCUUGUGGAUCCUGUGGAAAGAGUUUCUCUCGAAAGGACUCUCUAAAUGUCCACAUGAUAACUCACACAGAUGAGAAGCCUUUCUCUUGUGGGUCUUGUGGAAGAGGUUUCUCCCUAAAAACUCAUUUAAAUGCUCAUAUGAAAGUUCACACAGGCGAGAAGCCCUUCUCAUGUGAGACCUGUGGAAAGAGUUACAGUGAACGAGGGACUUUAACUAAACACAUGAGAAUUCACACAGGUGAGAAGCCUUUCUCUUGUGGGACUUGUGGAAAAAGUUUCUCACAAAAAGGACAUUUAUCUUAUCACCUGAGAAUUCACACAGGUGAGAAGCCUUUCUCUUGUGGGAUCUGUGGAAAAAGAUUCUCUCUGAAAGGCCAUGUAAAUGCUCAUAUGAAACUUCACACAGGCGAGAAGCCCUUCUCAUGUGAGACCUGUGGAAAGAGUUACAGUGAACGAGGGACUUUAACUAAACACAUGAGAAUUCACACAGGUGAGAAGCCUUUCUCUUGUGGGAUCUGUGGAAAAAGUUUCUCUCGGAAAGGCCAUGUAAAUGCUCAUAUGAAACUUCACACAGGCGAGAAGCCCUUCUCAUGUGAGACCUGUGGAAAGAGUUACAGUGAACGAGGGACUUUAACUAAACACAUGAGAAUUCACACAGGUGAGAAGCCUUUCUCUUGUGGGACUUGUGGAAAAAGUUUCUCACAAAAAGGACAUUUAUCUUAUCACCUGAGAAUUCACACAGGUGAGAAGCCUUUCUCUUGUGGGAUCUGUGGAAAAAGAUUCUCUCUGAAAGGCCAUGUAAAUGCUCAUAUGAAACUUCACACAGGCGAGAAGCCCUUCUCAUGUGAGACCUGUGGAAAGAGUUACAGUGAACGAGGGACUUUAACUAAACACAUGAGAAUUCACACAGGUGAGAAGCCUUUCUCUUGUGGGAUCUGUGGAAAAAGUUUCUCUCGGAAAGGCCAUGUAAAUGCUCAUAUGAAACUUCACACAGGCGAGAAGCCCUUCUCAUGUGAGACCUGUGGAAAGAGUUACAGUGAACGAGGGACUUUAACUCGACACAUGAGCAUUCACACAGGUGAGAAACCUUUCUCUUGUGGGAGCUGUGGAAAAAGUUACAGUAGCACAAGUUAUUUAUCUCGUCACAUGAAGACUCACUCUGAUGAGAAGCCAUAGGUCCAAAACAGAUCCGAUCCAAUUUGGCAUCUAAUCUUAUGGAAAAUCUGGUCAGAUGAUGUAAACAGCAAGUUGAACAUAUUAAAGUCAACAGAUUCUUGCAGGCUGCUAGUGAUUCACUGUGAUUGUGUCUUUCACUGUCUGACCAAGAUAAACCUGAGGUCUACUUUUGCCUAGCAGCUUGUUUUCCUUAAUCCAGUUUUUUGUUUUAAUUCUCAGUCGUAUUUGUACUUAAGAUCCCCAUCAGUAUCCCAUUAGAUACUGAAGUUAAAGAGGGGAACACAUUCAGACUGGAUUAAUUUCUGUGCAUUUCAGUUUUCAUGGAGUUCUGUACCAUGUAGAAUAAUUGAGUUUAGCUUUUAUUUGAAGUUUCUGUGUAUGACUGGAUGUAAAAUACUUUAGAAAUGAAAGCAGUGAAAUGUUCUUGUUUUUCCAUAAAUAAAACUCUAUAAUGUUUAUUUGAAAAAAAUCUCUAAAAUAAUUUUGAUCUGGUCAGAUUUUGAUUUAGAGCUAACCACACAGUGGUUUUUAUGUUCCCAAAUUUUUGUCAUUGUUACACUUUGCUAUGAGAAGCAAAGUAUAUUAUUAAAAAGGUUUGUUAAAAUAUACACUAGUAUUUUGAGCAGAAUAUGCUUUUUAAUAACUGUUGAUUUGAAUAAAUAUUGAUGGAUUAUUCAGUGAUUGUCAUCGUCA
Molecule: messenger RNA, 2355 nt
Organism: Xiphophorus hellerii (green swordtail)
Lineage: Eukaryota; Metazoa; Chordata; Actinopteri; Cyprinodontiformes; Poeciliidae
Product: gastrula zinc finger protein XlCGF57.1-like
Exons: 2
Biological process (GO): regulation of transcription by RNA polymerase II
Cellular component (GO): nucleoplasm
Molecular function (GO): DNA-binding transcription repressor activity, RNA polymerase II-specific; RNA polymerase II cis-regulatory region sequence-specific DNA binding
Source: RefSeq, a predicted model, not a curated record